Molecule: messenger RNA, 663 nt
Organism: Penicillium vulpinum
Lineage: Eukaryota; Fungi; Ascomycota; Eurotiomycetes; Eurotiales; Aspergillaceae
Exons: 1
Coding region: 1-663 (220 amino acids)
Source: RefSeq, a predicted model, not a curated record
AUGUCCAAAAGUUCAGCUAGCUCAGGUGCCGGUUCUGUUGUCAGACUGGACGAUUUACCCUCACCACUGCAGCAGGUAGGUAUUUUCAAGACUUCUUUUCAAAACUCUCAAACAAAUAUUGUGCUUAUCAUUACGCAUUUAGGCCUACAAUUCUUCGCAGAGAGAGACACCAUAGAAAACCGUAUAUGGCAGAUCGGAGGAGAACUAAAGGCACAGCGACAAAAAGUCUACAAGGAAAUUCAAGACCUACGCCGCGAGAUAGACAGUCUGACCCGCAAGGCCAAUCGCUUCGACACCCUAGUGUUUCAAAUACGACGCAAGAUCCUCACUAAAUGGUGUGGCCACCCUACAAAUCCUAUUGAAACACGGCAGCAGAAGCAAGCCGUUCAUGGAGGCAAUAUCCUCGCAGACACCAACGUCAUUUUGCGGAUGGAAACAGAAGAUUAUCAGCGAGCUGUCAAAUGGAAAGGAGCAUUUGCAGCCCAUUAUAAUAUUCCUUGGGCAGAGCACCUUGAGGAACAACUAUAUAGAACCACCCAGCUGGUGCGGCGGUGCGACCUGGCAGCAAAUACCAAAUUUCUGCGUCGUUACAGCCAACUUGGGGACGAUGAAGCCCGUACACAAAUUCUUGCACCGAAUGGAUUGCAAAAUGAAGAGGGAUAG